GGAUAUCACCGAUAACGAACUUGAAAAACGACAAAGGUCUUCUUCCAGUGGUACCACCUGGUACCGAGGUGGUGGAGGUGGUGGUUCAAAAAGGGAUAUUACCGAUAACGGACUUAAAAAACGACAAAGGUCUUCUUCCAGUGGUACCACCUGGUACCGAGGUGGUGGAGGUAGUGGUUCAAAAAGGGAUAUUACCGAUAACGGACUUGAAUAA
Molecule: messenger RNA, 214 nt
Organism: Acaulospora morrowiae
Lineage: Eukaryota; Fungi; Glomeromycota; Glomeromycetes; Diversisporales; Acaulosporaceae
Source: the annotation of a GenBank genome assembly